ACUCUUACUAGAGGGACUCUAACGCACACCAAAUGUGUCGCAUGACAACGGUGCCAAACAAAUUCUGUCUUCUACACGUUUUUCUUCAUAAGAAAUUUCAUUAAUUGUAUUUAACGUCAUGAAGAUUGAAGAAGUAAAGAGUACGGCUAAGACACAGAGGAUUUCGGCACAUACUCAUAUCAAAGGACUUGGACUUGACGAAAAUGGCACAGCUAUUCAGAUGGCUGCCGGUCUUGUUGGCCAAGAAUUAGCCCGAGAGGCGGCUGGUGUGGUUGUUGAUAUGAUAAAAUCGAAAAAAAUGGCUGGCCGUGCAGUAUUGCUUGCUGGCCCACCUGGAACAGGAAAAACAGCAAUUGCCCUUGCGAUAGCUCAGGAACUUGGUAAUAAAGUGCCUUUUUGUCCAAUGGUAGGAUCUGAAGUAUACAGUUCUGAAAUAAAGAAAACAGAAGUACUCAUGGAAAACUUCAGAAGAGCUAUUGGCUUGAGAAUAAAAGAGACAAAAGAAGUUUACGAGGGUGAAGUAACUGAACUCACCCCCAUUGAGACAGAAAAUCCUAUGGGUGGAUAUGGUAAAACAGUAUCUCAUGUAGUAAUUGGCUUAAAAACUGCAAAAGGCACAAAGCAAUUAAAGUUAGAUCCAUCAAUUUAUGAAUCUCUGCAAAAAGAAAAAGUUGAAACAGGGGAUGUAAUUUAUAUCGAAGCAAACAGUGGAGCUGUUAAGAGACAAGGUCGAAGCGACAAUUUUGCAACCGAAUUUGAUUUAGAAGCAGAAGAAUAUGUACCAUUACCCAAAGGUGAUGUGCACAAAAAGAAAGAAGUUAUCCAGGAUGUUACACUGCAUGAUUUAGAUGUUGCAAAUGCAAAACCACAAGGUGGCCAAGAUAUAAUGUCAAUGAUGGGUCAACUGAUGAAACCAAAGAAGACAGAGAUUACUGAUAAGCUACGAAAGGAAAUCAAUAAAGUUGUAAACAAGUACAUCGAUCAAGGUAUUGCAGAAUUAGUACCAGGUGUACUCUUCAUAGAUGAAGUUCAUAUGCUAGAUAUUGAAACUUUUACUUAUCUUCAUCGAGCGUUGGAAAGUGCAAUAGCACCGAUUGUAAUUUUUGCAACAAAUAGAGGCCGAUGCGUGAUCAGAGGCACUGAGGAUAUUUCUUCACCACAUGGAAUACCUCUUGAUUUAUUGGAUAGACUCUUGAUUAUACGAACAUUGCCUUACUCCAGAGUAGAAAUAGAACAGAUAGUUAAACUGAGAGCUACUACUGAAGGACUCCAGGUUGAAGAUGAGGCUCUAUCCACUCUGGGCGAGUUAGGCACAAAAACUACUCUCAGAUACGUCGUCCAACUUUUAACACCUGCUGCAUUAACCGCGAAGGUAAAUGGCAGAACAACAAUAAAGAAAGAAGAUGUUGAGGAAGUGGGAACACUUUUCUUGGAUGCCAAAUCAUCGGCAAAAAUUCUUACACAGAAUAAAGAUAAAUUUAUGAAGUGAAACGUAACAUUGCAUGUUAUCUCGCUAACUAUGGAAACAUCAAAUUAUUGUUACCCACAGCAGGUACUUGUAUUGACCAUGUUCCAAUAAAUGUCAUUUUUUUUCACAAAUUUACCAA
Cephus cinctus (wheat stem sawfly) is the source of this 1607-nucleotide messenger RNA. RefSeq names its product ruvB-like 1 (gene pont). The record is from RefSeq and is a predicted model, not a curated record. Lineage: Eukaryota; Metazoa; Arthropoda; Insecta; Hymenoptera; Cephidae. Gene Ontology annotation, molecular function: ATP binding; DNA helicase activity; ATP hydrolysis activity. Gene Ontology annotation, cellular component: Swr1 complex; NuA4 histone acetyltransferase complex; Ino80 complex. Gene Ontology annotation, biological process: chromatin remodeling; regulation of transcription by RNA polymerase II; box C/D snoRNP assembly. Bases 119 to 1489 code for a protein of 456 amino acids. The transcript has 3 exons.